CAUCUCCUGACUCUCUGGGUGAUCUCGUUUCUCGAUCUGGCACUUUGCCGUAUUUGCCUGCUCGAAUCAUUUUUUUUCCACGCCCUGGUCCCGUCUUUCCCGCCCGCUUGGUGCUCACCGAAUUUUUCGAGAGGUCCUAGUUUAGUCCUCUUCGUGUUUGCCUUCCACCGACUCUUAUCCUGGUUCCCUCUCGGACCUCCUUGAUUUCUGAAAGCGUUGUUGUCAGUAGGAUCCUGACGCAGCAGAAGUCAUGGCGGCGGAGUCCGAGAGGUCACCUUAUCCCACCGGGAACGCUGGCGGAUCUAGAGUGGCCCAAACCGAUGGGCUUACCUCGACUGUUGCAGCGCCGCGCAGAUCUGCCAGUGAAAGUGACAUGAUGGAAGUGCCACGUUCAACCUUCAGAUCCCAAAUCCAGGGGCCUGCCGUGUCACAGCUGCCUAAGUUCUCGCAUGUCGUCCCUGGCAUUGCCAUCCCGACGUCCACCGCUCCCUCAGUUAUUUCCUCUCGUGAAACCUCCCCCGUUCGGUCCUCUCGUCGUCCACGCAACUCCCCAUCGACUCCUCGCAUCGCAUCUCGAUCACGCAAAGGCAGUGUCGACCGGAGUCCGAACCGAUCUUCCUCUACCACAACUGCAGGCUCGGCCACCGUUCCCUCGGCCACGGCCAUACAACGAGCUCUAUCUAAAAACAUCAAACCGCCCAUUCUCAGCCCUCCUCCCAAUGCCGAUUCGUCCUCCGAUGUGCCUAGCCCGGAUAAGUCCACCAUGCCAUUAUGGGCCACGUCGAGACGGUCGGAGCCGGAGACUACCCCGCCGAACACCUCGAUCAAGCGCUCGAAACCCGGAUCAGACGAGCCUGCAGCUAAGACCGAUCGGAGCGCCCCUCGGGCUGUCAACCGGGGGAACCAUACCCCAGGGUCAGCCCUCGAAACGGUGCAAGAGAUGGCUAGUGAUCAGUCCACCCCCUCGACUGAGACGAUCCUGGGCCUGCCGUUGCGAGAAGACUCACAGCUACAAAAGAUCGACGAAGACGCGACCCCCAAGGCUCUGAGGGUGCAGCAUAUUGAGAGUGGCAGCGAUAGUGGUGGUAAUAAAAGCUCCGAGCAAGUCGACGGCUAUCGCCGACAUGCCCCAUCGGGAUCUCGGGGUUCCAAUAAUACGAUCAUCCCGAAGCGAUCCACUACCUCCCUGAGCGGCGGCGGGGGACCUCGCGCGAAGCCGACCGAUGGUUCGGUGCGCAACAUGAUUGUCGAGACUGAAACCGUCAGCUCGAUUCCGCAAGUUUCUCUCGGGGUCGUCCCCGGUGAUCGAGGCAACACCGGUCGGGUGGAUCCGGGCACUCUCCGAAUGAAGCCUAGUACCGAGACCAUUCGCCCGAAGAAGGAAAAGAAGCGAACGCGAAAGCCAGCCGCGCUGACGACCAGCACCGCAUCAUCCAAGGCAGACAUCUUUGAGGCGAAAGUGGCCAGUGCUGUGGAUGAGGCCGAUGUGUCGGACUCGGAUGAGACGUUUGUGUACGAGUCGAAUCCCCCCGAUCCGUAUCCCAUUCGACAGAACCGAUACCAUUCCCGCACUCCGAGCGCAACCUCCAUGGCGAGUCAGGUCGACCAGCUGGCUGGCCGGAGUCGGGCCGGGAUUCGAGAUGGGAACCACAGCGUUACCGGCAAGCGAAGCAUGAAGUUCACUAAUAAUACCUUCACGGGCAACUCCGAUGACUUUGGCGAUGACACCGCACGCAGCCAUCCUCGAACUGAUGGCAGCGGAACACACACUCCCCGGCAUCAUCAUAUUGGGCGAUAUGGACGCAACAACAACCUCUACCCGUCUUUGUUUGAUAGCGAUUCGCCCUUCCCUCAGUCUCAGAGCAGUGCCAAAUCUCCCCGUCAUUUCGUUGGCAAUUCCUACCGACAAUCCCGCCACCCUGCGUCACGCACCAAUUUGAACUAUCGCACGAUUAGCGGCAGCAAGAAGCCACACGAUCUCUAUGGGUACGACUUCGAUGCGGAGGGCGCGGACGACGAACGCACCCCUCUCGUCGGCUCGCCCCGAGUAACGCGAAGCCGUCAAAGCGGGGGGCGACGCCCGAACAGCGCCAGUCUACGCCAAAUAGAGUACAUGCAGCAACGCCAUCGUGGAGUUCUCUCCCGGUACGGCGCAUGUCUAUUCGUCACCGUGCUGCUCUUGUUCGUUAUUGGGGGAAUCAUCUCGUUUGUGGUGGCCACUACCAAGACCCUCGUUGAUGUUCAAGUGCUCGACAUUCAGAAUGUCCUAGCGUCGGAGCAAGAGAUCAUGUUGGACUUGAAUGUGCAAGCAAUCAAUCCAAAUAUCUUUCCCGUCUCUAUAGACGAGAUUGAUAUGAAUAUCUUUGCCAAGAGUCGAUUUGUGGGGACGGAUAAACUUUGGCGUGACCAUGACUCUGACAUGGGUCAUGAAUUUCCUCGAGUGGAGCAGAGCAGAAAACGAGCUGAGAUGGCUCGACUUGCUCGCUGCGCUGGCUUGGCCGGCGGUGGAGCUAACGACAACGCGACGCUAGUAGGUGGCAUGGUGCUCGCUCGCGGCGGUGUGGACAAGGGCACGGAUCCCAUGCCUACCGAUCCCGCGGGCGAUCCCCAGACUAUGUUGCUCGGCCGUGUGUUCCACUUCGACUCGCCGCUGCUUUUGGAACCGUCGCCAUGGCACUAUGAGGCAUCAACGUCGAAAGGACAGAUCCGGCUCGCUCGUCCCGGCAACAAGACAGAAGAGGGCGGCACAGAACGAUGGGAACGUGUGCUGCAACAUCCGUUCGAGUUGAUAGUCCGCGGUGUGGUCAAAUAUCAGCUUCCUCUGACCUCACGUUAUUAUUCGGCCUCGGUCAGUUCCAGUAUCAAGGUGAUACCUGAUGACGAUGACGAUGAUGACGGCAGCGGCGACCGUAACCACGGCCCUGAUGAUAACAACACCGCUACCAUAUCUACGAGGAACUAUACCCGGCGAGAUGUGCGCACUGUUCAUGACGCUGAGAGCAUGACACUGGACGCUGUUCGAAAGACAAUUCGCAUGGUGAAGCGAGCCUUUGCAGCCUAGGCCCGAAGGAAAUCCGCGUUGCUUUUCGUUUUCCUGGCGUUAUGUGGAGCUUACGAAUCGAGCGUUCCAGCGACCCCUACUCCUCCUUUACAUCCUUCUUGGUAAACCACGGCGAUUGUAGCCGCAUGCA
Molecule: messenger RNA, 3191 nt
Organism: Aspergillus saccharolyticus JOP 1030-1
Lineage: Eukaryota; Fungi; Ascomycota; Eurotiomycetes; Eurotiales; Aspergillaceae
Product: putative phospholipid metabolism enzyme regulator
Exons: 1
Coding region: 251-3061 (936 amino acids)
Biological process (GO): protein localization to vacuolar membrane; positive regulation of phosphatidylinositol biosynthetic process; vacuole inheritance
Cellular component (GO): fungal-type vacuole membrane; PAS complex
Source: RefSeq, a predicted model, not a curated record